Penicillium daleae is the source of this 1902-nucleotide messenger RNA. RefSeq names its product putative C6 transcription factor. Gene Ontology annotation, biological process: regulation of DNA-templated transcription; DNA-templated transcription. Gene Ontology annotation, molecular function: zinc ion binding; DNA binding; DNA-binding transcription factor activity, RNA polymerase II-specific. Lineage: Eukaryota; Fungi; Ascomycota; Eurotiomycetes; Eurotiales; Aspergillaceae. The coding region runs from base 1 to 1902 and encodes 633 amino acids. The transcript is spliced from 6 exons. The record is from RefSeq and is a predicted model, not a curated record.
AUGCAUUCAUCAGACGAAGGGGCGCCCAAGCGCACGGCGCGCGCCUGCGAUUCCUGCUAUAGACGCAAGAUCAAAUGCGAUGCCGCCGUGCCGCAGUGCAACUGGUGUAGCCACCAUAACCUGCCAUGUACUUUUGAUCGAGUCGUCCAGCGAAAGCGGAAGACGGAAAAUGAUGGAACUCGGCCUAAAGCAUCGCGGUUGUCGGAGCGUAUUAGUCGCAUUGAACAGCUUCUAGCUGAGAACUUGAUACGAGAUACAAGUCCUACCCCACCGGAUCUAUCAGAGACCAUCUAUGACUACUCAACAUGUAGUAGCUCGCCUAGCACUGUUAUCAGCAACCCUCCUCAGUUAUCAAAUUCAGUGGGAGUGCAUUUUGCUGGCCGAGAACUGGGUGUGAUCAGUCUCCUAACAGGCGUACCAUUCCUCCUACCCGAAGGGCAAGCCUGGAUCCAGUCUCGCACCGGUCAGACCAUCUCACACGACAAGCUCAGUCCCCUGCAUGCACCGUGGGAGAAAGAGCGCGCCCAGGCCAACCAAAAAUUAAUGAUGAGCCUGACAAGUCAGAAUUUGUUCGAGCCUCCCGACUGGCAUGUCGUAAGGCUCUACUUUGAGGCCUACAAGAGCUCUACUGUAAUGCGACGGAUUUUCCCAGUCAUUGACUGCGAUCUAUUCGAAGAGACCAUCCAUGCAGCUUAUCAACAACCGAGCACAGGAUACCGACAGACCAGCAGUCGAGCUUGUGUUACUGCCUUUCUCGCAUUUAUCUGCCGCCUGCCUCCCAUUAAGGUGCUUGCCCAGGAGACUCCAGUUGAUCACGAAUCACUAGCUGGCAAGUGCCAAUUCAUGAUAUCCCAAGUCCUGCAAGAACCUGCAACUAUGGACUCGUUACAGGCCGUCACUAUGCUGACGCUAUAUGAGCUCGCUUCGGGAAAUAUGCGAGUGACAAAUUAUUUGGGAGCAGUCGCUGCACGACAAAUUUUCAUGCUAGGUGCAAAUCUGAACCAUAACCGGACAGCUCCGGUCAGUGAACGCAGCCUAAAACGCCAGAAGCAUCUUCGCAAUCUUUUCUGGAUCUGCUACACCUUGGAUAAGGACGUUUCCCUUCGCACCGGUCAACCACCCGUCAUCGCCGAUGAGGAUUGCGACUUGACCAUGCCUGAAGGAUAUAUUGAUAGGGCAUUCAAUGACCCCGAUAAAGAUGAUAAUCAACUCUUGGAGCCGGUCUUCCCUUUUGAUUUGCGACUGAGCAUGAUCAAGUCUCGGACUCAAAGCCACUUGUACUCAGUGAGCGCGAUGCAAAAGUCCGACGCGGAUUUGCUGAAGUCCAUUCGGGAACUGGAUGACGAGUUGGAGGAGUGGCGGUUAUCGAUUCCUCCGCAGUGGCGCCCGACCAUGUCGUUCUCGCAAGAGACCUCCGACCCGAAUAUGAGCAUGCAUUCUGUCAUGUUGCGAGUCAAUUACUAUCUGUGCAUGAGCGUCAUUCACCAGGCGAGCAGUCGGUGCAAGGCGUGGAUGCAGGGUACCGGGAUGAUGGACGGAGUGAGCUCGAGUCUCGCUCUCUCGGUGGAAGCCAGCCGGUCAACACUCUGUUACCUGGGAGCCGCGAAGGAGGUGCUGGUGGAGGGAGUCUUCUGGACGCUGGUGUUCUACCCCAUGUCCGCCCUCCUCACCAUUUUCUGCAGUAUUCUCCAGAAUCCACUGGAUCCACGCUCGCGUGAUGAUUUGGACCACUUGAAAAUGGCCACUGUGAUGAUAGCUCACGUCUUUUCCAGAAAUUUGCCCGAUAAUGAGGUCGAACACUUGAAGAUGGUCGCUGACUUUGUCACUGAGCUUAAACGGCUGGCCGAGUGUGCCAUUGACAAGGCAUGGCGAGAACAGAGUGCGAGCUCGCAUUUGGGUUAA